CAGUUACACCCCAAGACACUCAAGCCCCGCCCACAUCACACGUGCUACUACUGCUGGUGGUGUCACUUUCCGGCUGCCGCACACAUCAUGUCUAGGAACAAAAAUAAGCGAGGUGGCAAACGAGCAGCGAAGGCCCAGGGGAAAGGGUUUCUACAACCUGGGAAGAAUGCCAUCAAAAAAGACCCAGGAGUGCCCAACCUUUCACACUUCAAAGAGCAGGCGAGGAGGGAAGCCGAAAAAAAGAAAAAAAGGGUGGAAGAGAUGAAAGCGAAACAGAAGGCAGCACGGGAGAAGGAAAUGUUGAAGAGAAGAAGCCUGGACACAUUUCAAAAAGACGCUCUGAAGCGACAGAGAGAGUUUGAGCAGAAGGAGGCUGAUCUCAGGAGCUUGGAGAAAAAUGAAAACCUUGAAAAUGAGAAUUCAAGAAAGGCGUAUUAUAGAGAAUUUAAAAAAGUGGUGGAUGCGGCUGACGUUAUUUUGGAGGUUUUGGAUGCCAGGGACCCGCUGGGUUGCCGAUGCCCGCAGGUAGAGCAGGCGGUGGUACAGAGUGGCACUGACAAGAAGCUGGUGCUUGUGUUAAAUAAAAUAGAUCUGGUCUCCAAGCCCAUUAUAGAGAAUUGGCUGAAGUAUCUGCGAAAUGAGUUUCCCACAGUGGCAUUCAAAGCUUCAACUCAGCAACAGAACAAGAACCUGCAACAAAGCCGCGUGCCGGUGACACAGGCUUCCGAGGAUCUGCUGAGCUCAGGUGCUUGUAUAGGAGCCGAUUCGCUAAUGAAGCUUCUGGGAAAUUACUGUCGCAACCAGGAUAUCAAAACCUCCAUUACAGUGGGCGUUGUGGGAUUCCCAAAUGUCGGCAAGAGCAGUUUGAUCAACAGUUUAAAGAGAGCGCGAGCUUGUAGUGUUGGAGCCACCCCCGGAGUGACCAAGUGUCUACAGGAAGUUCACCUUGACAAACACAUUAAGCUUCUAGAUUGCCCUGGCAUCGUCAUGGCAACCUCAACAUCUGACGCAGCAAUGAUUCUGCGGAACUGUGUGAAGAUCGAGCAGCUGAUGGACCCUGUGGGACCAGUAGAAGCCAUACUGAGGCGAUGCAACAAAGAGCAGAUCAUGCAGCACUACAAGGUGACAGACUUCAGAGACACGCUGGAGUUUCUGGCCAUGCUUGCUAAACGACAAGGAAAGCUGAAGAAAGGUGGGACACCAGACCAUGAGAAGGCAGCUAAAUCUGUAUUAACAGACUGGGUGAGCGGUAAAAUCAGUUACUUUACACAUCCACCAGAGACCCAUACGCUGCCCACGCACAUCAGCGCAGAGAUUGUCACAGAAAUGGGGAAGGCGUUUGACUUUGAAGCUCUGGAGAUGGACAAUAAAGAGUCUUUGUCAAAGGUACAGUCCGCACCCCAGGGUAUUGCAUUGGAAGUAUCAGGGCUGACGACCGGUGCUGCUCAGGAGGUGGAGGAUGUUGAAGUGGAAGAAGCUAGUGAAGAGGAGGAAGCGCCAAUUGAUGCUAUGGAAGAUGACGUUGAUGCAGAGUUUGGACCAAUGACUGUGGAAAUUAAAACAAAAAAUAAAACGCAAACCGAAAAGGAGCAAGUUGUGCCCAGAGCUCCCAGUCUGCAGGAGAUCAGUGCUGUGGACCCUCUACAGCAAGGACAGGCCCUGCGUGCGGCCGGCAAGAGGAGGAAGAAGCUGCAGAAGAGAGCGAAUAAAAUUGCAACAAAACUAUCCGAUUCGUUGACAUCGGCCAUGAAUUUUAGCCUGUCUGAUGACUGAGCUGAACAAGAGAGACAGCGUUUCCUGUAAUUAUGUACAGAACUUGACGGACAGUUACAUUAGUGAUCCACAAGGACAAUGACUAGAACACAAUAUUGCCAAACUAAAAUCUCAUGGACAUAGUGGCUCACUGUCUGGAACUGGAUAUCAUUAAAAAUAAAUGCAUAAGUUAUAUGGUU
Molecule: messenger RNA, 1952 nt
Organism: Bombina bombina (fire-bellied toad)
Lineage: Eukaryota; Metazoa; Chordata; Amphibia; Anura; Bombinatoridae
Gene: GNL3L
Product: G protein nucleolar 3 like
Exons: 15
Coding region: 88-1773 (561 amino acids)
Cellular component (GO): nucleolus
Molecular function (GO): GTP binding
Source: RefSeq, a predicted model, not a curated record